AUUUCAUACAGUGCCGGACACAAACGCGCACAUGCCUUUAAAGAGGGCAAAGCAGCGUGCGGAGGCUGAAGGAUGGACGUGAUGACGUCGCACUCCGACGCGACUGUGGAUUCCGACCAGUCAGGGUGCAUCUCCAGCCAGCCGAUAGCCUGUAGUCCAUCCCUGCUCCAAUGUGCAGGCCAACAUGGCUCUCUGGAAACUCAUACGGAAGUGGAUGUCCAAAUAAAUAUGCCCCACUGUAAUGUCAUCAACAACGUCAAUUUAGGAGUAGACAAGUUGCCACUGGCUGCUCCCCCACCUUUGGCUCCCACCAAUCAGAAACAUCUCUCCUCCAGUAAAAGCCACACCUCCUACAAAACAAAUAGCACCCUCAUUGAAGAAGUAGCAAGAGACGACUGUUGCGUCCACUGCCUGCUGGCGUGUCUCUUCUGCAACUUUCAAUCCAUGUGUGGGGCAGUGGAGAGGUGCGUGACUUGCGGAGGGGGCCUGUCCGGCUCCUGCGGAUUCAUUGACACCUGCUGCUGGUGCUGCUGCUGCUGUUGCUGGGACGAGGCUUGUGUGGAACCGUUGGAUUGUGGAAUACUGGAGGAGUGCUGCAGCUCGGCAGACUGUUUGGAGAUGUGUUUGGAGUGUUGCGCCAUAUGUUUCCCUUCUUAGACUGACCAAUUAGAGGCUUAAAAGAGAUGUCACUCCAAAUUUCACAAUGGAGUCUUGUUCCCUCAUUGUUUGACAUUGGGAACACUUUGAGUCUAGGAGUCAUGUGACGCCUCCUAACAGGCUACAGAACAAUUCAUUAAGUAGCAAUUACACGCACUUAUCUACCUGUCAAUUGUUUGUCUACGUGUGCCUAAUUGUGCAAGUUUUGCGGAAUCCCAAAUCAACUCAGCGUGAUUGACAUCUCGGAAGGAACGAGCCGGCCAGAACAGGAAGUGUGGCUGUCCAUUUAUGAAACAUCCAAACAGGAAACAGGAAGGUAACUGAAAAGACAACGUGAGCUGAUGGAGCUAACCUUUGAGCCCGGACAGCCAACAUCAAACAGAUACACGCGCGCAUAUUCAUACACGAGCAUGUUCUCGUGGUGAAUUUACCUCCAGUUAUUGCAAAAUCCAAAGAUCUAAAACUAUUUUUAAAUGAUGUAAACCAU
Messenger RNA from Syngnathus typhle (broad-nosed pipefish), 1144 nucleotides. RefSeq lists its product as uncharacterized. The transcript has 4 exons. Lineage: Eukaryota; Metazoa; Chordata; Actinopteri; Syngnathiformes; Syngnathidae. The record is from RefSeq and is a predicted model, not a curated record. Bases 73 to 657 code for a protein of 194 amino acids.